AUGGCGCCAGCUCGUUCUAAAUCAACCGAGAAGAGAAGAAAUGAGUUUCCUGAUAGGGGGAAUUCGACCAAAAAUCAGAAGGUGACAGAACCUGGUGCGAUGUCUCUCAGACAGACAGCGGAGGAAGACGCUCGGUCAAAGGGCUAUUUUCAACCAAAGCUUUUUACAGCUGAAUAUGAGGAGAACUUGAAAAACCAGGUUGACAAGGCCGGUCCUUAUCCAUGGGGGUCUAUUACUAAUUUGAUUGAUGACGAUAUUCUACGCAAUGUUAGAAAGGAGAUCUUAAGCGAAAUUCAUUUCACCAAGAAGGAAACCGACAUUUAUAAAGUGUUCCAGAGUGGAGAUUUGGCCAACUUGUCGGGACUAUCCGAAGAUAUGAGAAAGCGUCUUCCAAGUUUGUACAAAGUGCGAUCCGCUCUUUACUCGCAGGCUUUCAGAGAUUUAGUUUCUUCUGUCACAGGCUGUGGCAAGUUGAGUGGCUCCAAAAUGGAUAUCAGUAUUCAUUUAUACAACAGGACUUGUCAUCUUUUGACUCACGAUGAUGUUAUUGGCUCCAGAAGGGUCAGUUACAUCCUCUACAUGCCAGAUCCUGAUAGAACGUGGAAACCAUCUAAUGGAGGUGCCUUGAGAUUGUUUGAUUCCAUUGUGCCUAACGUUCCAAAAUCUGAUCCAUAUGCUCAACUUAGUCCUCAGUUUAACCAGAUUGCUUUCUUCAAAGUUCAACCCGGGUUUUCGUUUCACGAUGUUGGAGAAGUCAUCUCCUCGAAGCAAAGACUUUCAUUGCAAGGCUGGUUUCAUGUACCCCAGCCAGGGGACAAUGGCUAUAUUCCAGGGGAACAGGAAAAAUCGGAAUCGAAAUCUACUCUUGAACAGCUUGAAACUGAAGAGUUGAAAGAGUACGAUUUCCCCAAGAUGGAGUUGAAUGAUAUAUCUGAGCAAGAGGCUAAACAGUUCACCCUUGACUUGACGGCUGAAGAUAACAAAUAUUUGAUGAAGUACAUGAAUCCGCUGCUUAUGAGUGAGGGUUCAAUAAAACAGUUGCAAAAUACCUUCUCGGAGAAUUCGGUCGUUGAUAUCGUGUCAUUCUUAAACGAUGAAUACGCAACAUUGUUCAGAAAGCAGAUGAGACAUUUCGAAUUGAAUGAGUAUCCGUCAAUGCCUUCGAAGCAGGAAGAGGUGAAUUUCCCUUGGAAAUUAGCAAUUCCAUCACACAAACGUAGAUAUCUGUACAUUGACGGCAAACCGGAAGAGGACAUCUCGACAGCGCAAUCAAUUCAGAGGAUUAACGAGACAUAUGCAGACGAGCAACCUAACUUUAAGCUCACUGAAGACAUUUUCAAACUAUUAAAUAAUGAGGAGAAGCAUGAUGAGGUAUUAAUGAAGAUGAAAGUCGAAUCUGAUAACGAUGCAACGACGUACAAUGAAGUUUCUGCAUCACUAUGUGAGUUAGCCUCAUUAUUCAAAAGUGUUGCAUUCGGCAAAUGGCUCUACCAAGUGACCAAACUUGAAGUUUUGAAGGACAAGAUUUUUAUCAGACGGUUCAGGCCAGGUCACGACUUUAUUCUUGCAACUAAGAUCGACGAGCGUUCUCGAAAGGAAGAUGAUUCUUCGUUCUUGGACGGAGUGCUUGAGGCCACUUUGAAUUUGACUCCAACUACAGGUUGGGAACACGGUGAAUGGGGUGCUUAUGAACUUUGUAUGAUGGAUGAGGAGGCUGAAAAACCGGAGGAAAGCGAAGGCAAGGUAUAUGAAGACGAAGCUGCUAUCUACAGGUCUUCGGAUUCAGAUGAAUCCGUUGCUUACGAAUCCCAAGCGUGCUGGAAUAAGCUCUGCUUGCUGUUCCGUGAUCCUAGUGUGAUGAAGUUUGUGAAGUACAUUAGUUACGAUUCACCAGGAUCUAGGUGGGAUAUUACUGCCUCUUGGUUAUGUAAAGAUGCUGAAGAGUAG
Molecule: messenger RNA, 1947 nt
Organism: Brettanomyces nanus
Lineage: Eukaryota; Fungi; Ascomycota; Pichiomycetes; Pichiales; Pichiaceae
Exons: 1
Coding region: 1-1947 (648 amino acids)
Biological process (GO): peptidyl-proline hydroxylation; regulation of translational termination
Cellular component (GO): cytoplasm
Molecular function (GO): iron ion binding; peptidyl-proline dioxygenase activity; L-ascorbic acid binding
Source: RefSeq, a predicted model, not a curated record